GGUCGAGUUCUGGAUGAAGAGGCAGACAAAGUGCUCACCACAAUGAAGACUCGUGUCAAGGGCCGAUUUGCCACAGGUCAAUGUGAUGCAUGGAAGAACAUCACCAAGACGUCCAUAGUUGCAUCAAUGUUGAACGUCGAAUACAAGGCACUUGAUAUAUCUGCGAAGGCCAAGAACGCUGAGAAUUUGCUCGAGAUCGUCGUCAACGAGAUCAAAUACUGCCGUGACGUACUCGAGACAGUGGUGGUCGCAUGGUGCACGGAUUCGAGUGGCGAGUCUUUGAAGAUGUGUCGCCUUCUUCGUGAGCGAUUUCCUUGGAUUGUGACAGUGGUGUGCUGGGCGCAUCAGCUCAAUCUCGUCGUGUCCGAUUACCUCAAAUUGAAGCUCCCGCAUAUCCGUGUUGUUGAUCAAGCUUUGGAAGUGAUCAAGUGGUUCAACAAUCACAGUCGGGCUCUGGGGCUCCUGAAGGAGAAGAUGAUGGAGAAGCUAGCGAAGGUUUAUGCGUUGAUUUUACCAGUCAUUACCCGCUGGACAUCGCACUUCCUUUCAUGCCGGCGACUGCUCCGCAUCGAGAAUGCCAUGCGGACCCUUGUGUUGGACUCGCGCAAUCAACUGAUCGUGUGCGCGGGCGAUAAGGUCGAACUGAAAGCGAAGGCGACUGAGAUCCUUGAUCUCAUCAGCGAGCCGUCUUUCUGGCGUAACCUUGCAGAGAUCGAAAAGUCACUUCGCCCUCUCGCCAUCGCGACUUAUGCAACUGAAGCGAAUAAUGCCCGCUUGGACAUUGUCUUGCUGACUCUUGGCCACCUCUACCACAUAUUCAGCAGCCUGGACCUGGAGAAGCGCUGGAAACAAGCCGAUCAGGAAGUCUUCGUCCUUGCGGUUCUCUUUAACCCUUACCUGCGGCGAAAGGCCUUCAACCCAGACAACGCGCUUUUCACCGAGGCGUCACUCUGGGGAAUGGUUGAUCGAUGCUUCCGCCGCAUGUUUCCUUCACCAGAGUACGCACCACCCGAUUACGAGAUGCGCCGUGCAUUUACAGAUUAUCUGACUGGGCUCGGGACCUUCUCCGACGAGGCGAUGAGCCUCGAGCUCCUGAAGAGGAUGGCAGAUGCAGAGAAAUCCUUUGUCGAUCUCGUCAGUGUCUGGCGGUCGUGCUGGACUCCUGGAAAGACAACAGGACCCGAGGGACUGGUUGUCCUUGCUAUGCGGAUACUCAGCAUUGUGCCCAACUCUGCCGCGACGGAGCGGCUCUUCAGCUUGAUGGGUACAAUACAUACCGAUCGACGCAAUCGUCUCGAUGCUGGAAGGGUUCGCAAGAUGGCCUUGGUCAAAGGUGACAUUAAUACACAG
This is a messenger RNA of Fomitopsis serialis, 1350 nucleotides long. RefSeq names its product ribonuclease H-like domain-containing protein. The record is from RefSeq and is a predicted model, not a curated record. Lineage: Eukaryota; Fungi; Basidiomycota; Agaricomycetes; Polyporales; Fomitopsidaceae. Gene Ontology annotation, molecular function: protein dimerization activity. The annotation marks the transcript as partial. The transcript has 6 exons.